AUAUUCCAACACCACUUGCACAAUAUUUUAGUCACCCGUCUCUCCUUCCACACUUCGCAAUUCAAUCUCUUUCUCUUCCUCUUCCUCUCUCUCUCUGUCUGUCUUUGUCGUACCUUUCCUUCAUCCUCAGGGCGUUUUGUCUCAUUUUGUUAUUCAAGAAUCAAUUAAAAAAAAUGACUCGCGGUAACCAGAGGGAACGAGAUCGUGAAAGGGCUCAGGCAAGAGCUGGUGGAAAGACAAAGCAGCCUAAGAAUGAUGGGUUGACCCCUGAACAGCGAAGGGAAAGGGAUGCAAAAGCAUUGCAGGAGAAAACGGCAAAGAAAGCAGCUCAGGCUGCAGGAGGUAAUAAUGCAGGUGGUGGAGGCAAAAAAUAGGCAAAAAUCAUUGACUUGAGGAAUGUAAAUGGAGUGUAGACAUGGGAAAAAUUAUAUUGCUUAUUAUUUGUGAUAUGGGUUUUUGGUUUAGAGUCAUCUGCUUAUGUCAUUUCAGAAUAACUGGUGUUCUGUGAGGAGGGCAUUGUUGUUGGCUUAUGAACCUUUGAUUUCUAUAUAAUUUGGAAUGCAAUUUGUCUCUAGCUUGUUGUGAUGA
This is a messenger RNA of Glycine soja, 588 nucleotides long. RefSeq names its product putative SERF-like protein. Lineage: Eukaryota; Viridiplantae; Streptophyta; Magnoliopsida; Fabales; Fabaceae. The transcript is spliced from 4 exons. The record is from RefSeq and is a predicted model, not a curated record. The coding region runs from base 174 to 374 and encodes 66 amino acids.